Guillardia theta CCMP2712 is the source of this 3453-nucleotide messenger RNA. RefSeq lists its product as hypothetical. Gene Ontology annotation, biological process: regulation of TOR signaling. The record is from RefSeq and is a predicted model, not a curated record. NCBI's taxonomy places the organism in Eukaryota, Cryptophyceae, Pyrenomonadales, Geminigeraceae. Bases 1 to 3453 code for a protein of 1150 amino acids. The transcript has 7 exons.
AUGUAUGAUAAAGCUUCACAGGUGAAGGGCCUGAAGAGCAUUUCUGUCUCCGACCGAGACGGAGUCAAGUUCAUCUCAUAUCGUGGGGGAGACGGCAAGAGCAGCCAGGACAGCCUGGAAGCAGGGUUCGCGCUGACAGCAGACCAGAUAUCAAAGUUGCCUCAUGGCGCCUGUAACUCGGUGACUGCCGUCUACGAAGAUCAGAUAGUCGUGCACGUGAAUGCUUACCCAUUAGGGUACAUGGAGACAGGCGGGCCAGAGGCGCUGCAUCAGCUGUGUGACAUGCUCGAGCGACAUGGAGCAGAGGCGUACAUGCUCUACCUGGGGCCCAUGGAGAACAUAUGGGAGCUGGACUUGUUGGUGAGGACGGGGCAGGCCGAAGCUAGCCUGGAGGCGAUGAUACGGUCUGUGAUGCGAGGAGGAGGAGUGACGGAAAGGUACUCGUACCUGUCUUGCCGGUUGGCGGAUCGGUUGCCCUCUGGGCCCUGUGAGGUGUUGGUCCUGCCGGAGGUGUGGACGCGGUACGUCGACGUGAUCGCGGGAGUGAGGAGAGUGAUAUGGUGGCUCUCGGUUGACAAUAACGGCAGAGGGUUCCAACAGUUCUCUCGAGCUGAUAUCCAUCAUAUCACCAACUCACACUACGGGCUGGCUUACCUGAGAGAGAUGGGAGUGGAACGUGCUCGACUCGUCAACGACUACAUCGUCGAGUCGUCAAGCUUCACCAAGUCUCUGCCUCCACCCUCCACAUGCUCGGUUGACAAGGAGAAUAUCGUGGCGUUCAACCCCAGGAAGGGUCUGGACGUGAUGAUGCGAGUGAUCGCGGGACUGCAGCUCAAGUCCUGGAGUGAGGGAGAGAAGCCUGUCUUCGUCCCCGUCCAGAACUUGAAGUCGUCAGCCAGUCUGCUCAAGAUCGCCAAGAUCUACCUCGACUUCGGGCAUCACCCGGGGCAGGACAAGAUCCCUCGGGAGGCCGCCAUGGCUGGAUGUGUUGUGAUCACCAACAGGCAGGGCUCUGCCAACUUCAUCCAAGAUGUCCCUCUCCCCGACAUGUUCAAGUUCCAAGACCCGACCGGAGACAUUGACAGGCUUCACCUGCUGCUGCGCCUGGUCCUCGCCAACCACUCCGGGUACCUGGAGCACAUGCGCGAGUACGUGAGGAUGGUGAGAUGGCAGGAGGAGGAGAUGCUGGCUGCUACUUCCAUGCUGAUCAAGGACGUCUUUGACGACAUUGAUCCCUCCAUUAUCGCUGCGGGGCCGCAUGAUACACUCGAAGACUCAGCUGGAAGAUCACGUGCCACCAGGGAGGAAGCAGGAGCGGGAGGAGGAGGAGAGGAAGAGGCAGGGGGAGGAGCAGGAGGAGCUGGGAAGACAGGAGCAGCAGAUUCUCCGCAAGCUAGAGUGAGCGACAACGCGAGCUCGAUCGGGCCCGUCGGGUGUCCUGGGAGCGGGAUAGACGAGGACGGGUGUGUGCUUGCCGUGUGGGCUGGGACGAGGAAAGGAGGAGGGCAGAGGGAGUGCAGGGCAGUAGGCAGAGACUGUACAGGAGGAGGAUGCGCUAUGGUGUCAAGCAUGCCGUUGGUUGGGAGGCUUCACGUCCCGGGGGUGGAGGAGGAGAUGGCGGGAGAUGUUGCCGACGCGCUGGGAAAGGAUGAUUUCUGUGACUUGCCGAUGAUUGUUAUCAGGAAUCUGGUGGAAGGAGAAAUCAGGAAGAGCGGAGAGACGACGAUCUCAUACAGCACCAACGGGAAGGAUGGAGAGGUCGAGGUCUACCUUUACGUCAACCAUCAUCUGCAGACUUGGGUCAACGACGGCGUUGCUGUCUUCCCCCUCCGCCGCUCGUCUCAGACCCUCACGUUCGAGCUUCCUGCCGGAUUCCACGUCAUCAUGCUAGAGGCGAGGAUGACAUGUGGAGCUGAAGUCGUGCUUGCGGAGACCUCCGUCUCUGUUGAGGUCUGGGACUUCUACUGCAGCGUCUGCUGUCCUCUUUGCAACUCAGAAAGCGGAGGAGAGCGGCAGGAGGAGGAGGAGAAGAGGAAGGGACAAGGGAAGGAGUGGCGCGAGGAGUUGAGGAAAGGUCGGGAGGAAAUGUGGGAGGAGGAUGAAUGGUGGCAGGCAAACGAGGAGGAUCGGAGGGAGACAAAGGAGGGGGGGAAGGAGGAAGAGGGCAACACUACCCAAGACCCGGAGGGAGAUAUGAUUCGUGAAGGAGAGGGGUCGUACCGUCCGGAGAAGGGCUUACAAGAGGAGGAUGAGGAGGGAAUGGGAAAAGCCGGAGAGGAAGGGUUGAGGAAAGAGGUGGAGAAGGAGGAGGUGGUGCAGGCGGAGAAGGCGGCAAGGGAGCACAAGUCAAGUGAGGGCCGAGAGGAGCACAGAGCGGAGGAGGAGGAGGAGGGGAAGGAGCAGCAGCGGGGGGCGAAGGGACCGGCAGAGGUUGUGGCAGCGAUCGUUGUGUUCAACCAGGUGGACAUGCUGAGUUACCAGGUUGAGUCCAUCCAGACGCACUUCCAAGAGCAGACAGAGAUCCUCGUCGUUAUCAACUCUCCCCUCGGUCCCCUCCGCCACUCCUUCCUCUCCGUCUGCAAGCUCUACGGCGUCCGAGCCCUGAUCCCUCCCCAUGACCCGUCGCUGGCCAACAGCAGCAGCGGGUCGGUUGCCUCCAGGAACCACUCGCAGGCGGUCAACUGGCUGUGGAGGAACGUCAUUCUGCCCGAGUACCCUCGUUCCAUCUUCGUCCUCCUUGACCCUGACGUUUUCCCCCUCGGCCCCGUCUCCAUCCGCUCGAGGCUGCUGCCCACGAGCAGGCGGACGGGAAGGGAGAGGGAGGAGGAGAGGAGAGCAGCGGAGGAUGGGAGGGAGCAGCAGCAGCAGCAGCAGCAGCAGCAGCAGGGGGAGGGGGAGGCGUACCUGUGUCAGAUGCGGGGGCUGCUAGCAGGGAGCGUGAGGUGCAUAGGAGAGUGCGAGAAGGGAAGCUUCGUUGUGUUCAUGCUGCCUUGGCUAAUGUACGUUGACCUCCCCUCCCUCCCGGACCCCCAGCAGAUUCACUUCAGCCCGGACGUCUACAAGGGAGUUCAGCUCGACUCGGGAGGUGGACUGGCUGAGUACUUCGACCGGCACCAUGCGCUGGAGGUGGGCAAGAGGAUCGGGAAGGAGGAGGAGGAGGAGGAGGAGGAGGAGGAGGAGAGGGGUCGAGUGCGAGUCUGCUCCAUGAGCUCUUACAAGCUUUCCCCCGAACUCUUCGGCGAGUGCCUGAGCAUGGUGCCGAACCUGCCGAUGCCGACGAUGAUGGACGGGAUCUUCAUGCAUGCUCAGUCCCUGGGGAGCGACUGGGACGUCGAGAUGAUCCGAAUGGGAUGGGGAGGGAGGGAGGGGAGGGGAGACGCGGAGAGCCUGGAGGAGGAGGCGGAGAUGUACUCCCUGCAGAAGGACUCCAAGAAGAACUGCAUCUAUCAGUGA